AUGGCUUACAACAACUCCAACAACGGCUACUCCAAUGGCUUCGGUGCUCCAGGCGCUUCGUUCGGCAAUCGCUCUCGGUUCAACUCUAAGAGACUGAGCGUCGCAUUGCCACCAAAGGUCAACCCCAUCAGCGAGAAUCAGGUUGACGAGAACCCGACUCCGCGCACCAGCCGUUCCCACCUGCUUGCAGGUCUUCGUACGCAGCCGAAGACUCCUCAGGUCCCGGCUUCCGCUCCUUUUAAUCAGACCCAACAUCAUGCCCAAGGCUUCGGUGCCAACAAAUGGGGUGGUGCUGGCUACGACGGAUACGAUCAAACCACGCCUCAGACUGCAACUGGCGCUGGUUUUCAAAUGCCACACCAGUACUCUAUGAAUGCUGGAAGACAGGUCUACGCUCUUCCAGAGCAAGUCCUUGCCCCGCCAACAUUGUACGAUGAUGGUGAGGAUUUGGAUCCCGCUGUGCUGGAAGAGAUGCAAAUGCGCAGCUUCUACUUGGCGCAGCGGCAGCAGCAACUCCAGCAGCAGCUUGCUAGCCUCACUGCUUCUGCCCAGGGGUUGAACCUGAACACUCAAUUCGCUCAGAACCAAUACCAGCAUGGCCCGAUGACGCCGCAAACCCCGCAGAACAUGUACGGCAACCAGCAAAUGCAAUCUCCGAUCGAAGUACAGCCUGGUGUCUACCUCGUCUACAACCCUGCUAUUCAAGGUUACAGCUACGCUUACGAUCAAAGCAUGCAACAGCCGAACGCGAUGUCCCCAGUCCAGCAGGGCCAGACCUUCAACUCGCCCCAGGCUUUCCAGCCGCCGACACCGACUGUCAGUGUCACACCACCAGCCAACGAGACUUCGAACCCUAUGGGGUUCCGCUCGUUUUCGCCUCCUAAACAGACGCCUUCGCCACCGUCCGCUUUGGAGCACGUCGAGCCAUUGCCUCCGCCGUCGAGCAACGCCUUCCGCCGCGGCCAUGCCCACAAGAAGACUGCUUCUCUAUCUAUCAACCCAUCCGCUGAGGGUGUCGCAAACGGUCCUUACACGAGCUCCAAUGCCACGUUCGGCUCACAGCGUACCACUGUGCCUGCCGGUCCCAUGACUGGAACGUUCGGUCCAGGCGCUGCACGUAACGGCGAGCACCCAAUCCGUCAGCCGCGUGGCCCACCACCGCUCGACGAGCUCACUGCUCUGCCAACCAGCAACCAUGAAGGCAGCAAGAACUUUGUCACCCGCCAGCGUCGCCGCGCCCUCGACAGCCUUGUCAAAGCAGGCAGCAGCCGCCGUGGCCUCUCCCGAUCCUCCACCGGCAGCCCAGUCAGCGAACGCGAGCUCAACUUCUCCAUCAGCGAGGAGGGCGAGGACAACACCUCCGUCACCAGCAACGGCAGCCGGAAGAUGAGCCCAAUCGGCUCGGAAAGGCAGACCAAGCGCGGCAGCCAAGGCUCCGACUCUGGCUACUUUGGCCUCAGCUCUGCUAGUAGCAGCGAGGCCGAGGACUCCGGUGCCUACAAGCUGCCGCCGACUCCUGCAACGCCGAGCGGUGGGGAGAGGAAGAAGAUGAUGUUGGGGUUGGUGAACGCCGCUGAGAAGCGUAGGAGCUUCAUCGCUUAA
Molecule: messenger RNA, 1602 nt
Organism: Saxophila tyrrhenica
Lineage: Eukaryota; Fungi; Ascomycota; Dothideomycetes; Mycosphaerellales; Extremaceae
Exons: 1
Coding region: 1-1602 (533 amino acids)
Source: RefSeq, a predicted model, not a curated record